AUGCCGUUCAGAGAUAGAGUUGCUCGUCGGUUUGGCGAAACUGUAAGCGCUUCAAAGUUCGUUACCUUCGAGGACAUCAAGGCGCUGAGGAAUGACUGGCUGACGGACAAUAACAUAGCAUUCUGGGAGGAGUGGCUCGAGCGGGAGAUCCUUCCCAAGUAUCCCCAGGCCCGCAUCUGCCUCCUCCGCCCGUCCAUGACCUACCUCCUGAUGCGCGAGCAAGACCCUCGGCAGCUCCGCCCCGUCCUCCCCGACAUGUCUAAGGUGACACAUAUCUUCCUGCCCAUCAAUGAUGCCGCAUCUCGCACGCAACCUGACGGCUCGCACUGGUCGUUGCUCCUGGUUAGCAAGAUCGAUGGCGUCGCGUUCCACUACGACUCCCUAGGCGGGGCCAACAACAUAGAGGGCGAGCGCGGCACGCAGCAGUUGUCCAAGCUCCUGGGCAUGCCGCUGCGAUACCAGUCCAUCAGCGACUGUCCCCAGCAGGAGAAUGGCAACGACUGUGGUGUCUUCGUCUGCAUCCUCAUGCGCCACCUGCUUGUCAAGCGGCUCCUCAACGCUAACGCCCGCGAGAAGGUCAGCAUGAGCAUGAGCAACAAGAUGAUCGAUGCCAACGGCGCACGUAAGGAGAUGACCAAGAUCAUCGAGAGUCUGCGCAAGGAGGGCGAGAGACGACGGAGCGCCAGCCCCUUCGCUAAAAACGAGGGCGCCCCGCGGAUCGACUAGUAAGCGAUAUCGUAGGGGCUGGCAACCUGAUCGCGCUCUUGUUUACGACAAGCUGUCUUACCUACCGUGCACGGCUCACCACAGCCUAGGCGGGGGAUCGUCACCAGUCGGCUCGAAUAGCCCAGCUACGGAGAUCACCUCAUCGAAUCCUCAGACAGAGGAAAGAAAAGGAAGGGAAAAAUACUC
Molecule: messenger RNA, 912 nt
Organism: Cryphonectria parasitica EP155
Lineage: Eukaryota; Fungi; Ascomycota; Sordariomycetes; Diaporthales; Cryphonectriaceae
Product: cysteine proteinase
Exons: 4
Coding region: 1-726 (241 amino acids)
Biological process (GO): proteolysis
Molecular function (GO): cysteine-type peptidase activity; deNEDDylase activity
Source: RefSeq, a predicted model, not a curated record